AGAGCGUCGGCGCCGCGACGGCAGGAGCACGCAGACGCAUCUGGACCGGCGUCGGUGACGUAGAAACGUGAAGCGAGAGGCGAACGCGGGAUCCGAAGGCGUGCACAGCCUCCGCCGUUUUGGCGUCCGAAACGCUCGUGUCGUCCGCGGAGAUCUAGGCGCGCUCCCGAACGCGUUCCCGAGAUCAGCGCGCGAGAAAUCCGCUUAUCGUUGCGCGAGAUAAGCGGUUACCGCGUCCACGCGUGGCGCGGAGUAAUCGCUCGAAGCGCCUCAUCGAUCCUCUGGCGAGUAUCGACGAGUAACAGGCGGGUCCAGCCAGCCUCCCGUUCCGCGACGCCGACCGCUCGAGCGCCGCGCAAAUCGGAGCGUCCGAACGAUCGAAGAGCGAUGACGUGCCGUAAAGUAAUCGCGAACCACCUGUGAACCGACUCGGAAACGCCAAGACGCGGACGGUCUUUCAACACUACGGAAUGUGCAUCCGCGUCUGUGAUCUCGGUACGACUGUGCGACGCUGUUUGCAAAAUGUACGACGGAUUGUAAUUGUGUAAUCGGUGCUACGCUGGUGCGAGCGCGGAAUAUCAAAAGCGAGCGACGGACGUUGUAAUCGGGAAGAGCGAGCUGACUCGUUCGGGACAGAUUGAUGACUAAUUGGAAGAUCAAGAAUAACGGACAUGAAGUACUUGAAAGUCGCGUUGUUCAUAUUCAAUCUAUUAAUAUGGCUGGCUGGCUGCACGGUGCUCGUUAUAGGCGUGUGGCUGCUCCUGGAGUCCAGCAAGGGCCACAUCCUCAAUCUUUUCGUGUCUGACGUCAAGCCGUACGAGACUAUUAAUCUGAUAGCUUACAGCCUCCUCGGGCUCGGCUCCAUCGUGUUCGCGGUCGGCCUCUUCGGCUGCCGCGCCGCGCUACGCGGAAAUCAAUGCAUCCUCGCCACCUACAUGAGCAUGCUGGUCGCGCUCAUCGUCACGGAACUGGUGACGGCCGCAAUCGGCGGGUUGAUGACUUUCCAGAUACUGUCCGAUCUGGAGGACAGGCUCGCCGACAAACUGGCGAUGGAGUACGGGCACGACGCGACCAGCGAUAUCCCGUUCAGCAAUAGUCUAGACUUCGCGCAGUACAAGUUUAAUUGCUGCGGAAUAUACGGCGAUGACGAUUACAAUGGCACGGCUUGGUGGAGGGACGAUCAAAUCUCGGGGAGCAAGAAGCAGGUUCCCCUCACGUGUUGUGUUCUCAAAAACAGCGAGAACAAAAAUACGGGCAGCCCGAUGAGCGUUGUUACGCGGGUGUUUCACAAAAAUAACGAGAAGCCGUGGUUGCAUCCGAUGCCAAAGGAUGAGGCCGCGUGUCAAGUACAAGAUGAAGAGGGUCACGAGGGCUACAGGCAUAAAGAGGGCUGCCUUGGAAAAGUCACCAACUGGCUGCAAUGCGAGAGCUUCACGUUGGUGUUUCUCGGCAUGGCAAUGGCGGGAAUACAGACAUUCGGAAUAAUAACGUCCGCUUUCCUCUGCCGGACGAUAAGGGACAUGCAGGAAGAAUGAUCCAGGGUUCGUAGUCUCCAUGAAGUAAAGAGAAUGUCGUGGCACGUUCAGUCUUUACAUUGACAACUUUGGCAGAAGAGGUAUAGUCAUUUCGUAUUCUUCGUGCGUCGCAACUUGGGAAGAUCUCCGAAAUUCGUUUCGGUCGUGUGAGUCGGGACAAUGAUCGGGAGUCGCAGUGAAGGAAUAUACCGCGGAGAAGAAUAUGGAUAUCUAUUCUGUUCCACAAGGUGUCUGUUCAUUGAGAACUAUCUUAACUUCGAAAAUACUGGACUCUGAAAAUAAGAACAAUAAGUGCUACGCUUACGUUUAAGUCGAUUUCCACCUCUGUGCGCAUUUUGCUGCCAAUCAGCAAUAAUGUGACCAACACACCCCCGCUGUACAUAUAUAACAUAUGCAUCUGUGUCGUGUUCAAUCUAGCUAUUACUAAGAAAUAGCGGUGUUACGACGGUAUCGCCGGUGUCUCGCGACGAUCUUCACCGGAGUUUGGCUAGCAACGCGAAUUGUCAUCCCGUGGCGUCUUGUAAAUACAGUUGCCAGUGCCAAGAAGGAUGGAUAUACAUUAGGGUGCCGUGGAAAAAAUUCGAAAACAAAAUUUUGAUCAAGAGUAAAUAAGGACCACCCUAAUAUACAUAUAUGCGCUGUGUGCGUGAGAACUUUCGAGUUGUUUUCUUCUUUGUGGAAAAUUUACCUGAUUGGAGACGUAAAAUCAUUUUUCGCACAAAGUUGUACACGGACUUUUGAAGAGAUAUCAUAAUUUUUAACGACUAACAGGUUUAUGUGAAUAUACUUAGGGGAGACUGAGGCUGAUUGAUAUAUUCUACUAACAGACUGCUGAGCAAUGUUUUGGUAGUCUAGUAAGAAAAUACGUUAAAAUCAUGUAACACUGAUCCACUUUGACUGACGUCAGUUUUCAAGAUCUGUUUAACUAGCCUAGAUUCUUAGCUGUAAAUCGAGCUAAAGAAAAGGUUUCGUUUACUUACUAACAUAUCAUUAAAUUUUUACUUACAUGUAUUUCUACUUAGCCUAAUAAUAUAUGUUCGAGGUAGCGCCAAAAAAUAAUCUCUGUGUUUCGACAAUUUCAAAAUAAAUUACAGGUUUUAAUCAAUCCCAGCUUCUCCUAAUAACAAAUCGUGUGCGGUAGAUCUUUAUAGACACUUGUCAUCCAUUUCGAAAUGGAUGAUGCACGUAUACAUAUAUACAUACAUAUAUAUACAUAUACAUAUAUUGGUGUAUAAAAAUACAUUAUGUAUACUUUAAGGGAACGCUUUCCACUCUCCGAUAAUAAUUUUUGAAGAAUGUAUUAUUAUAACUUGUGCCAAAAGAGUGACACAAAUUUUAAUAUAUUUUUAUUUUCUCAAAACACUUGGCAAAACGAAAGUUCUGCGUUUAUAGAACGCACUUUAAUGAUAAUAAAGAUGUUGUUCUCUGUGUAAA
Molecule: messenger RNA, 2969 nt
Organism: Vollenhovia emeryi
Lineage: Eukaryota; Metazoa; Arthropoda; Insecta; Hymenoptera; Formicidae
Product: CD151 antigen-like
Exons: 10
Coding region: 672-1535 (287 amino acids)
Cellular component (GO): membrane
Source: RefSeq, a predicted model, not a curated record